AUGGUGAAAAGCAAGCAUCGAAACUAUACUAUCAAGGAGAAGCUAGACAUACUGUCCCAACAUGUCAAAGGCGUCAAAGGAAAAGGCUUCUUCGCGCUUGGAAAGAAACACCAGAUUGCUUCUGGUACAAUUCGAGGAUGGCUGGGUGAUGGAGGAAGUCCUGCCAAGCACGGCGAUGUAGAACGUCGUCUACAUGAGUGGAUUCUAGAUCGUAAUGCCAUGGGACUGCGGGUCAAAGAUGCUUACAUCCGACUACAAGCUGUGAACAUCUACCGAGAUCUCCAUGGCCCGCAGGCAUCGGGCUUUGAUGCCUCGACGGGUUGGCUUGCACGAUUUAAACGUCGGAAGAACCUCGUCUCUCGGCGUCAGACGACUACACAAAUCCUACCUGAUAAUUCUGGAGAGAUUUGUCGUAAUUUCAUUCAGCGUGUUCAACAGCUCAUCCACCUACACAAUAUUAAGCUGGAUAAAAUCAUUAACAUGGACCAAGUACCAAGGUACUUUAAAACGGAGCCUAAGACGACCAUCACGACUCGGGGAUCACCAAGUCGUCGAGUCGAUGACAUCAAGAAGGCAUUUACACUGUGUGGGGUGGAACCAAAGACAAGCUUCAACCGUGACAAGCUUCAUCAGCCUUUAAAAGACCUUCUGGCAUCCGACCUCGACAUGGAAAAAUGGCAUGCAUCGUACCAACAUAUCCGUGGCGAAGCAGACGAUCGAGAACAGCUCUGCGUAGCAGCUCCUUCCUUGUACCUUCCUGACAACGAGAGGUCGAGCUUGUUUUACUGCUUACUCUUCGGUGUAUCAAUCGCUGUAGAUGACUUCGUUUACGAGCUUGUGAGCUACAUGAAGAACUUGGAAGAUCUAAGUGGCCUCAUUGACGAGCUGUAUCUGGACGAGCUUCAACAGGGAAACACGGAUCCGGGAGAGUUGGAGAUUCAUGCGGCUUCAAAGCUCCACAGCUGGAAUGUUGUGGUGACUGCAGUGGACAAGGACUGCAAAGUGGGCUCAAAAUUUACUUACUAA
Messenger RNA from Phytophthora nicotianae INRA-310, 1026 nucleotides. RefSeq lists its product as hypothetical. Lineage: Eukaryota; Oomycota; Peronosporomycetes; Peronosporales; Peronosporaceae. The transcript is spliced from 3 exons. Bases 1 to 1026 code for a protein of 341 amino acids. Gene Ontology annotation, cellular component: nucleus. Gene Ontology annotation, molecular function: DNA binding. The record is from RefSeq and is a predicted model, not a curated record.